AUGGACACCCAUAGAGUUGAUCUGCACACCAAACGCACACUUCUCUGCGCUCACCUCCACUCUGCCUUCAUCUCUGGGCUCACUCAAAUUCUAUUCGCUGCGUUAAAGUUUUAUGGAAUUACGAAAAUUGCCACUCUCUCUCUCUCUCUCUCUCUCUCUCAAAUCCAUUUCUCCCCAAAUCAAAACCUCCAUUUCAGCGGCGAAGCAACAAAGCGAGGUUCCGGCGGCGAAGCAACGAAUCAAGGCUCCGGCUGCGAGGCAACAGAUCUAGGAUGCGGCGGAAAAGCUAGCGGUGAAGAGGAACUACUGAGGCUACUGACACCCAAAACGAAGCCCCAGGUCUCUUCUGACGAAGCCCUAUCCAAUUUCGAGGAGGAGGAGCCGAUCAAUGACGAAGAGGACGAGGAAGAGCUAGAGGUUGUCGCUCUCUCCGCCAACUCCGAUGAUGAAGACGCCGCCGAGGACAACUCCCGCGGCUCCGAUGACAAGGCUGCGCCGGUCGAGAACGACGAUGACUUUGAAGAAGAGGACUCAGCAAAUUUCGUUUGCAGGAUGGAGCUAAUGAAAGCAAUACUGAAGUGAGCAAACGCGAGAGGGCCAGGCUAGUAUACUACUGGGGGUCAGUAUACUACUGGGGAUCAGUACACUACUGAUGGUCAGUAUACUACUGGGGCUAGUAUACUACUGGGGGUCAGUAUAGUUCUGAGGGUCAGUACUCCAGGAAAUCCUGCUGGAGAAACUUCUUCACCAUGAGAAGAGGUGAAAUUCAAAGCAACUUGUAUGUGAAAGCAGCAAAGCCAGAGAUAAAUGAUAUAUUGUUCAAGUUUCAUAUUGUAAUAUUUAUAAAUAGUUUUUGGAAUUAUUAAAUAAAUGAGUUGUUUCUAAGAAAAACAAAAAUGGAAUAUAGAAAUAUUAUU
Messenger RNA from Rosa rugosa (rugosa rose), 917 nucleotides. RefSeq lists its product as uncharacterized. The coding region runs from base 1 to 582 and encodes 193 amino acids. Lineage: Eukaryota; Viridiplantae; Streptophyta; Magnoliopsida; Rosales; Rosaceae. The transcript has 4 exons. The record is from RefSeq and is a predicted model, not a curated record.